Oryzias melastigma (Indian medaka) is the source of this 4409-nucleotide messenger RNA. RefSeq names its product insulin-like growth factor-binding protein 3. Bases 90 to 941 code for a protein of 283 amino acids. Gene Ontology annotation, cellular component: extracellular region. Gene Ontology annotation, molecular function: insulin-like growth factor II binding; insulin-like growth factor I binding; fibronectin binding. Lineage: Eukaryota; Metazoa; Chordata; Actinopteri; Beloniformes; Adrianichthyidae. The transcript is spliced from 4 exons. The record is from RefSeq and is a predicted model, not a curated record. Gene Ontology annotation, biological process: regulation of insulin-like growth factor receptor signaling pathway.
CUAGUCGCCUCGCCGUGUCACAGACAGUUCUCCUAAGCCCGUGUGACAACUCCCAUACUGUCCCUUUGUGACCUGCUUAAUCCCCCAUAAUGCCCAGUCUUUGCGUGCUGUGCCUGGCCGCCGCGCUGGCCGCGUUCGCCCGCCUCGCCGCCUCGGUGGGACCGGUGGUCCGGUGUGAGCCGUGCGACGCCGGCGCACUGCUGCAGUGCAAGCCGCCGCCCAAGGACUGCGCGGAGAGCGUGAGGGAGCCCGGCUGCGGCUGCUGCAUGACGUGCGCCCUCGCCGACGGACAGGCGUGUGGAGUGUACACGGCGCGCUGUGGCUCCGGCCUGACCUGCCAGCCUCUGUCCGGGGAGAGCCGACCCCUGCUCGCUCUUCUGGAAGGACGGGGGGUGUGCACCAGCGCCGCGUCCACCAAGCUCAAGAGCCUCCUGGUGCCGGCGCAAAAAGCAGAAAAACUGGGAAACCACGACGACAACGAUGCUAACGUGACCCAGACGGUGACGGCGUUGCCCGGUGCGGCAACGGUGGACUGCGGAGGGAAGAUGGUGAACACCAGGCCUCCGCUGCACGACAUCCUCAUCAAAAAGAACGAGAAGAAAAGGGCACAGAGCCACAAGGUGGAACCGGUGGCAGGAGGAGUCAACACGGACACGCACAACUUCUCCCUAGAGAGCAAACGGGAGAGUGAAUAUGGGCCGUGUCGUCGGGAGAUGGAAAGCAUCAUGAGCAAUCUUAAAAUCACCAACAUCCUCAACCCGAGAGGCGUCCGCAUACCCAACUGUGACAAAAAGGGCUUCUACAAGAAAAGACAGUGUCGUCCAUCCAAAGGCAGAAGACGGGGCCACUGCUGGUGUGUGGACAAAUACGGGCAGCCUUUACCUGGUUACGAGGGCAGUAAGCACAGUGCUACACAGUGCUACAACCUGGAGAGCCAAUGAGAGGACAGAAGGACGGCGUACGGAUGGAGAAAGGAAAAAGCAUGGGGAUGGGUGUAUGGGGAAAAGAGAAGAAAGAGAUAAAGAAAAAGAGCCCUGUUUGCUCUUUUUGCUGUUUUUUUGUUUUUUUAUGUAGACAUUUCAUGGAGCUCUGGACCUUUUGAUUUCAGGUCCCAUUUCUGCCGGAGAGGCAGGGAGGUGAGGGCGAGUGGGUGUGGCACCGCCUCCUGUCUCUCUAUCCUUUCUUUAAAAAAAGAUUAAGCUGAAAGCUGAGAGUAUGGGAGGAAAGAGAGAAUCCUAUCAUCUGCACUAUUUUUUUAAGAGGGAGAGGAAGGAGGGAUUUUUCCACUCACCUUAAAGAGGACUUGUUUUUGACUGUGAUCUCCCCACCACCACCAAAAAAAGAACACCUUUCUAUUGUGUGUGUGUCUUGUAAUCCAUAAGCGCCUGCAUAACCUGCGUUUUUACAGCUGCCUGCCCAUGCACGAUGGUGUGCGAGUGUGUGCUCUCCCAAAAACUGUUUAUUUGUGUAAAUACCUUAAGUCGCUCAGCUCAGUUUUGGAGAUGCUCAUCUCCGGUCCCCGCUCCAUUAAAUAAUGCAGAAAGACGUAAACAGUCUCUGGCUCAGGGUCCAUUUUCAAAUGAAAGAAUAUGAGAGCACCGUUAGCCUUUUCCUCAAAGCCUCGCGCAGUUACAAUGCCUUUAAGCUAACCUUUUCCCGCUCUCCCUUUCCCCUCAGCCUCUCCUGUCUUCACUUCAAAAACUGCUUCGUACAAAAAGUCAUAUCAAGGUUGCCAUCUUUGUAGCUAGCACUUUAUUGAUGGUAGCAGGUGCAGAUUUGACAGAUCAAAGUAACUAAAAUAGGAAACUUAACUAAUGAUUUUAGCUAACAAUGCCCCACUGUCACGUUUAUAAGUACAAAAGUAAAUUUAAAAGAAAAUUUACAAAACUAUGUAGCUACAAAUAAAACCUUAAACGUUUGGGCCACAAUUAGAGAAAACUGUAGCUAAAUAACGUUAAAUGCUAGCUAAUAGCAGUCAAUUUUAAACAUAUGAACAAUGCCUUUAUUUUUAAUUUUAUAUAACUUAUCCUUAACUCUUGUAUUCUUUUUUCAACCAAGGAGAAAAUUUGAAACUAAAGUUAAAAAAAAUAAAAAACAACAAAAACAACCAGACUCCGUCAAUAAAUUAUUUUAGCUAGCAAGCUAGUACAUUUUUAAGUAAAAAAACGAUAAGGCAACAGAAUGUUAUCAACUGAAGAAUUUUAGAGCACAGAUUUACUUCUAAAAGAUGAAAUAUACAGCAGAAAGUUGAGAUUUUAGUUUUUUCAAGUUUUGACUUUAGGCUAUGUCCACUGUUGUGCCUUUUCUACCUAAUUACAGAAAAUCUUAGGAAGAGGGAUGCCAAUAAGUAUUUUUCAUCAACAUCAAAAAUAGUCUUUUAUGUUUUACCUUGAACAUGUAACUCAGUUCAUAAAGUAGGUCUUUGGCUGCCAUAGGAUCCAUUUAACUCUUCAAACCUGCAGCAUUAGCUCCAGUGCUGACGUUCUUUGAAUUACCGAAACUCUUCAAUCAUUUACGCAAAUAACGUAAUUCCUACGGAGCUUCUCUGAAGCUGAGAAAAACAGUUUUGUUAGGUAACAAAGUGAUCAACAUAAUCAGCUAAUUCUGACCUGGGGUAUCGCAACUGGGAUUGGAAUUAUGCUAAUGGCGGAAACAGUUGAAGAGUUACAUUACUUCAAAAAACAUGUUUUUUCGACUCGCCAUCAACAGUUCCCUUAUCAAAGGAUUAAACAGUGAGUGUUUCUAAUUAAAUUUAAAACUCCUACACAUCAGUCCAACAAAGCAGAAACGUAAAAAUAAAUUCAGCCAGACUGUAAUUAGGCGUUAAACUAGCAUCUUUUGUUUUAGCUAAAAAUAAAAUGCUAGCAGUAUUAGAAUAUAUUAAGCAGAAAUUUGUAAAUUAAGCAUAUAACAUAGUGAUACUUAUAAAGAUUUUGAUGCUUUUGCAGCUAGUUUCACGAGCUAAAUAAAUAUAAAAAUCUUUUCAGUAAAGCUGCGAAAUGCAUUCAUGCUAACUGGUGUUUUUAAAUUACUACUGUGCCUUUUCACAGUUUUAAUCUACAUUUACACCUUUGGAUUUUUUAAUUGGAACAAAAUUGAAAGCAGAAACUGUACUUGUGUACAUGCAAGCAUUUCGACUUAAUGUUCAAAAAGAUGUUUGUCCAUACUGUUAAGACUUAAUUAGAGAGGAAAUUUCAAAGUUUUUUUUUUUUAAUCAGUUGAUUGCUAGUUUUCUCAGUUGCCACAACACAUUUGCUAAAACCACAACCAAACUAAUGUUGAGCAAAAUUAAGAUGCAAAUUAUAUAAAGAAAAAUCAAAAUUAUUUUAAAUACAUCUUCAAAAUAAAGUCAGACUGCAGAGAUAGCUAAAGCUAGCUGUUUUUCUUUGAAGUUUAGCUAAAAGACUGAACUAACAACUGAGCGUAUUAUUAUUAUUAUUUUAUAUAAACACGCAAAAUAUUUUCUAAUAUGAAUUGGACAUCCACAGAAUGAUCAUGUAGCAAUACGUUAUAAAAUACUUGCAAAGUGACAAAAAACUUUGCUAAAGCUAAAACAAAAUGUAAUUUACUACAUGUUUUGAAGUCAAAAUUUCAAAGUCCUCCCUUGACACCCACCGUUUAGCUAUAUUUAAAAUAUUUUUACUAUCAAAUGACAUUGCAAAUGCUUACGUUUUAACCUAAUUUUGGAGAAAUUCUUUUCACGAUAAACCAUCCAAAUGUAGCUGUAGUUGUAAGGGUUAAUGUUGUUAGCAACACGUUGUGAUUUUCCACCUUUGAGCUCUAUUUUCUCUUUAAUAGUAAUAUAUACUAAAUGGUUGACCCAGACGAGACUAAAAAAAACUCAGUCUGGAAUUCAGGCAAUGGUCUGUUUUUCCUUCUGUCCACACGACAAAAAAAAAAAAAAACAACUCUUUAAAAACUGUCAUUAAGGCUUUGAAAUUGUUGAAGCUGUGUGGAUGCCAAGAGCAAAACUACCAACAAAACACCCUGUUAUCCUAAAGAUAAUUAGAUAGAUUUGGUCCAAUUUUCUUUGACGGCUGUCUUUGUUCUGACAUAAUGGAGCUCCAUCCGUCCUCCAGUCCGGAGUUGUUGUCCUCCGCUUUGUCUUAACCCCAUGUCUGCGCCUAAUCCUGUCCUCCAGCAUCCUGCCACCUCCGCUCCUCUUCCAGUCAAUGGUGUAACCUGGUGUCGGCUUGUUUGAACGGGGCGAGCCCGGUGUGACCGUCUCGCCCCGUCGCAGGUGCCGGCUGCCCCUAUGCUUCAAGCACAAGCACUUAAAGCACUUUAGCUGCUACUCGUCAAUGCAUGCAGUUAAAGACAAUUGGACCUGUCUGCAUCUGCAUACCUGUGCUCAGAGGUAAUACCAGAUGAAACAGUGUGAUACGUAAGGAAAAAAAAAAGAGAAAAAA